UGCGAAGUGCCAACAGCGCAUUCAUAAUGGCCCCAGACACUGCUGUGGAAGCGCCUGCUUCUUCUGUCGUGACCGCGAAGGCGGAUAAAGCAUGCGCCGAUUGGAAUCGAAACACGAUUUCGUCGACGCCGGCGACGACCUACUCUUGGCUUCCGGCCUGCAUCAACCGCAAACUACUGCCCUUCAAGCUGCACUACUUUCUAUUCAUUGCAGGAGAAGCUGGCGUCGGACCGUACAUCGCCGUUGUGGGAAGACGAAACGGUAUUGGCCCUGCUACGAUGGCGGUCAUCUUCGCCAUCAUGCCGCUCACAGCGGUCGUCUUCAAGCCAGUGUGCGGUUUUAUUAUCGACCGAACUCGAAACGUCACUGCCGUCAUCCUAGUGCUGCAAGUUCUAUGCACCAUAUUUUACGGCAUCGCUUUCUUCUGCCCCAGCGCCAUAUCUGAUGGCGCGACAUACCAUGGUCAUCUGAGUUGCCCACCGGGGGCGUUCGACGUCACAGGGACUUCAGGAUCGGAACGGUGUCAUUCUAGCGGAAGCGGUUCCUUAUUUUGUGUGUUGUCUACGGAAAAACGUCUGUGGGAAGGGGUCAGCGUUAGCAUUACCAUGGACGGCAACAUAGUGUUGGCCAAUGGGUCUGAACCAUGUAAGGACCUUCGGAAUAACGAGUCACUAGCAAACGACUUCCUCGUCGUUCCUGGCGAUAUGAAGUGCUCUUGCGAUGCUGCACUGUACCAUAACCCAAACUUCUGGAUCUACGCCGUAUCAGCUAUCCUGGGCUUCGCGUUGGCCGCAGCGCUGAACAACGUCGGCGACGCCGCCGUGAGCAAUGCGCUCGGCUCGGACAUCGAAGUCUUCGGCAGACAACGUCUCUUCGGCACCCUAAGCUACGGCAUGACGUCGCCGCUGAUUGGAUACCUUGUGGACGUAGCAAGCAGCGAAAACUUCACCGACUACAGGCCCUGCUUCUACGUAUUCGCCAGUGCCAUGCUUCUAGACAUGAUCCUUAUCCUCUCCGUGCCAAGGAUGCGCGUCGCCGAAGUCUCCGUCAACUUCUUCAAGGAUAUCGCGCAGCUCUUGUCAAGUCCCGAGAUCCUGCUCUUUACGUUUUUCACAUUUCUGGCGGGAUCCUUGAUGGGCUUUCUCAACGCGUUCGAGACGUGGUUCUUGGAAGACUUGGGAACACCUACGUACCUCAUAGGCCUAACCAAGACAAUUCAGUGCUUCGGAGCUGAGCCCGUGCUGUUCUUCCUGUCGACGUACAUACUGAGGAAGAUCGGGUACUUCUACUCCUACUCAGUGGCAUUCGUGCUGUUCGCCUGCAAGGCCAUCGGCUAUUCGUUCCUGCAGGAUGUCUGGGGAUCGCUUGCCGUGAACAUCGUUGGGGGAGCCAUUUUUCCGAUGGUGUACGCAACUAUGGCUGUGUUCGCUAAGAAGAAGGCCAGACCCGGAACAGCCGCCUCAAUGGUCUGCAUCCUCGGAGCCAACUACGAUGGUGUCGGUUCGGCAGCAGGCAGCUUGGUAGGAGGCCUCAGCGUCGACAAGAUCGGAGCGAGCCUGACCUUCCGCUACAUUGGGUUCUCAUCGGUGGCAGCCGCGCUCCUCAGUGCGCUCUGUUACUUGCUCCUACGCUGUACUGCCGAUCACGAAUACGAUAUUACACCGGAGAAGCCUGAGCCAUCUACUAUUUCGGGCAGCACAUGUGGUCCUCCACGCUAUUCGCCGAAGCUUGAACACGAGACGCUCGUGGAAAGUUCGUCCAAACUUUAGCAAUCGAAGUCGCUUUCGAUGUGCGGUUACAUUAGAUCCACGUAGCAGGCUAAGUUCAAAGAAUCGUAUAUGUCAACCUUCACGAAUCGUAUAGACAACCUUCACGUGACCCGCAAUGCGAAAUACUUGACUAGAACAUCUACAUGGUAAAAGCAGCGCAAACAGACGGCGACACGAGAAGAAGAACGACACAGCCAGCGCGUCGCCGUCUUUUUGCGCUGCUUUGACGAUGAAGUUCAAAGAACUAGCCCAGUUUUUGCACGCUCUUGCAGAACACCGGCACGAUGUAAAAGGAAAUCAAGGAUUUUAAGCGGUUUCAUUAUAGCGUGAUGCGAAGUCCUGGGCCCAUAUUCACAAAAACGACUUAAGCUAAAAAUUUUCGUAAGAGAAUAUUUGAACCAAUCACGAUGCGGGAUAUAUCAUAAGCGAAGCCCGCUGACCAAUGGA
Molecule: messenger RNA, 2216 nt
Organism: Rhipicephalus sanguineus (brown dog tick)
Lineage: Eukaryota; Metazoa; Arthropoda; Arachnida; Ixodida; Ixodidae
Product: major facilitator superfamily domain-containing protein 6
Exons: 5
Coding region: 27-1769 (580 amino acids)
Cellular component (GO): membrane
Source: RefSeq, a predicted model, not a curated record